AAAUUGACAAACUUCCCAAGCACAAUAGUGUCUACGGCUUCAUCACCAGUGUUAACAGAGACGGAUGGCUCUCAUUAACAUGCUGCAAUGGUGAAACGAGGAACUGGCUGACCACCUGUGUCCCAAAACUCAAACCAUUCCCGGAUGCUAUUCUCAAAGUGUUUCAGGGCGAAGAGAUGCCCAAAACCUAUGUGUGCAUCACAUUUAUUCCCCCCUCUGCUGUGCUACCACCAGAAAUUCUGAUGUCCCGAUUGGAAAAACAAAAUGGUGGCAUUUGCACAUCAUCGUGGAGAAUUCUCAGGACUGAGAAAGAUAAGAAUGGUGGGGAAACCGUUACGAUCUCAGUGGACGAAAAAUCCAAAAAUUGGAUAGUCGGUCAGGCAGGGAAGCUGUAUCUGAACUUCACACAAAUUCACGUACGUGUGAAGGGAGAGCCAACUGGACCCAAGAAACUGACGACAAAAAGGCCAUUUACGACAGAGAAACCCAGUGACGUCAAGCAACAGGUGCCUCCAUCCAAAAGGCCGCUUUCAGGUGAUAGACCCAGUACCUCAAAAGCACAGGCAGAUAAGCCAAGUGAGACGGUUAAGGUCACACGGGACAGCACCCGAACUGAAGUCGGACCCAGCACCUCAAAACAGCAAGGUGGCACACCGGUAUCUAGUAUAAAGGACCAGAAGCAAGGGCCAAAGAAACCAGCUUCAAGAUCCCCUCGACAGGAAGCACCCACUCAUGGGACAAAAUUGCCCAAGUGGAUGCGGAACGGUAAAGGACGAUACCAAUAAAAUGAUGAGGUGCCUGCAGGUUAAUCUUCAACACGCCAAAGCUGCUACGGCGGUGUUGACACAGCGACUUCUAUCUGAAAAGAUUGACCUAGCCUUUAUCCAGGAGCCAUAUGUAUAUGAGAACCAGAUAAAGGGAAUAAAAGCACACCAACAAGGACCAGGUAGCAGCUAUAAUUUCUGUGGACACCCCAGUAAGUAAGACAGAGCUCAUUGUCUGCUCAUCUUACCUACCUGGAGACUCCCAAGACCUGGACUUCCUAUCACUGAAAGGACUAGUAGACUACAGUGUUAAAAGCAAGAGGUAACUCAUCGUUGGAAGUGACGCUAAUGCACACCACACGAUCUGGGGCAGCACCGACAUCAAUAAAAGAGGUGAGUGUCUAUUUGAAUUUAUAACUGGU
Molecule: messenger RNA, 1186 nt
Organism: Teleopsis dalmanni
Lineage: Eukaryota; Metazoa; Arthropoda; Insecta; Diptera; Diopsidae
Exons: 2
Coding region: 177-785 (202 amino acids)
Source: RefSeq, a predicted model, not a curated record